Penicillium griseofulvum is the source of this 1593-nucleotide messenger RNA. RefSeq names its product putative serine carboxypeptidase (gene cp9). Gene Ontology annotation, biological process: proteolysis; apoptotic process. Gene Ontology annotation, cellular component: trans-Golgi network. The record is from RefSeq and is a predicted model, not a curated record. NCBI's taxonomy places the organism in Eukaryota, Fungi, Ascomycota, Eurotiomycetes, Eurotiales, Aspergillaceae. Bases 1 to 1593 code for a protein of 530 amino acids. The transcript is spliced from 2 exons. Gene Ontology annotation, molecular function: serine-type carboxypeptidase activity.
AUGAAUAUCUCCGCAUUCCUAUACUUCUUUCAUGUUCUAUGGGCAGCUCCUGGGUUUGUCCUCUCCCGAGGGAUUGGUGCACACGACACCUCACGGUUUAGAGUACAUGCCUUGCCCGGCGUUUCGGACCUACCGUCCAGCUGGGCUGGUCGCCUUCCAGUUCCGGAGACAGAGAAUGGAAAUGAGAUAUUUUUCUGGCUAUUCGAAUCAGAAAAACGGGCAUACGAUGACAAUUUGAUCAUUUGGUUCAAUGGCGGCCCAGGCUGCUCAUCCUUGAUAGGUCUGACGACCGGUAAUGGACCCAUUUCCUUCGAUGGCAAUUCAACUCGGUUCAUUCGCAACCCGCACUCGUGGACAAAGCUGGGCAAUGUGCUUUACGUUGAUCAGCCCGUCGGCACUGGCUUCUCCACGGCCAGCUUCCCCUACCCGGUCAAGGACAAUGGCAGGAUAACGACAGACUUUACGCAGUGGCUGCGUGGCUUCUUCGAAUACUUCCCGCACCUGCAGUCAAAGCAGAUCCAUCUGAUGGGCGAGUCAUAUGCAGGAAUCUACAUACCCUAUUUUGCAUCGGAGCUUCUCGAAGGCAACAAUUCCUUGUCCCUCAACGUGCGUUCGAUGUCCCUGGGUGAUGGAUCUUGGGGAAAUGGAGCAGCCAUGGCCGCCGUUGCAAUGGGCAAAUAUAUCAGGUCACAGCUGGGACUCCUCCAAAUCCCCGAAAACGUCCUAUCCGUCUUUGAUGAGGCAGAUAGAACCUGCGGCUUCAACGAUGUGCUAGCAAAAUCCGCCAUAUACCCUCCCCAAGCUAAAAUCCAUAUCCCCGGGAACCCAGAGUACUUCAACCUUCGACGUCGAGACCUGACAAAUGCCGCCAACGGCGCAUGCAACAUCUCACCCACAACCCCAGAAGAAGUCCGCACCUCAAUAUUCAACUCAACCUGCUACGGCCCCUGCGCCACCUUCUCCACAGCAAGUGACUAUCUAACAGCCAUCUCCACCAAUCGUACAACCCGCGGCUGCUUCGACAUCUACGACAUCUCCCAUGACUGCAACGCAGUUUCAGAGCUUCCACUAAUGGCAGAAUACUUCGGCCGCGCGGACGUGCAGACCGCGCUCCACGUCGAGAACAGCGGACCGUACAGCGCAUGCAACUCCACAAUCUUAAAUACCCUCCUUUCAGCGCCCUCCCCGGUGCCACCGGAGUACUACAUCCUCCCGUCUCUUGUUACCAAGCACAACAUCUCGCUCCAUAUCUACUCGGGCGAGUGGGAUAUGUUGAUCAACCACUUUGGCGCGGAACUCUCGCUGCAGAAUAUGACGUGGCGUGGUGUGCAGGGCUUUGCGCAGAAGCCGACGAAGCCGUUCUUCGCUGAUAACGCUGCGCCGUCGAAGACCAAGCAGCUCCUGCUCGAGCAUACGCCAGCUGCUACUACACUUUCGACUGCCACUCCCACUGCUGUUGCGGGUACGUGGGCUAUGGAGCGUGGCGUGUCGUAUCAUUUAUUCCGAGGGGCUGGUCACAGUAUCUUUGUGAAUAAGCCGCGUGAAAUGUUCUCCUUCGUGAGGGAUGUGGUUGUUGCUCGGGGGGGUCUCUGA